Molecule: messenger RNA, 3084 nt
Organism: Babesia bovis T2Bo
Lineage: Eukaryota; Apicomplexa; Aconoidasida; Piroplasmida; Babesiidae
Exons: 1
Coding region: 1688-2965 (425 amino acids)
Source: RefSeq, a predicted model, not a curated record
GGUUUCCGAGAUUCCAUCUGACCACGAGACCGUUGAGCCUACAGUCUCUGAUCACGAGAGUGUAUCCAGCGGUAGCGAGUCUGAGGAAGAGGUUUCCGAGAUUCCAUCUGACGAGAGUGUAUCCAGCGGUAGCGAGUCUGAGGAAGAGGUUUCCGAAAUUCCAUCUGACCACGAGACCGUUGAGCCUAUAGUCUCUGACCACGAGAGUGUAUCCAGCGGUAGCGAGUCUGAGGAAGAGGUUUCUGAAAUUCCAUCUGACCACGAGACCGUUGAGCCUACAGUCUCUGACCACGAUAGUGUAUCCAGCGGCAGCGAGUCUGAGGAAGAGGUUUCCGAGAUUCCAUCUGACCACGAGACCGUUGAGCCUAUAGUCUCUGACCACGAGAGUGUAUCCAGCGGCAGCGAGUCUGAGGAAGAGGUUUCCGAGAUUCCAUCUGACCACGAGACCGUUGAGCCUAUAUUCUCUGACCACGAGAGUGUAUCCAGCGGUAGCGAGUCUGAGGAAGAGGUUUCCGAGAUUCCAUCUGACGAGAGUGUAUCCAGCGGUAGCGAGUCUGAGGAAGAGGUUUCCGAGAUUCCAUCUGACCACGAGACCGUUGAGCCUAUAGUCUCUGAUCACGAGAGUGUAUCCAGCGGCAGCGAGUCUGAGGAAGAGGUUUCUGAAAUUCCAUCUGACCACGAGACCGUUGAGCCUAUAGUCUCUGACCACGAGAGUGUAUCCAGCGGCAGCGAGUCUGAGGAAGAGGUUUCCGAGAUUCCAUCUGACCACGAGACCGUUGAGCCUAUAGUCUCUGACCACGAGAGUGUAUCCAGCGGCAGCGAGUCUGAGGAAGAGGUUUCUGAAAUUCCAUCUGACCACGAGACCGUUGAGCCUAUAGUCUCUGACCACGAGAGUGUAUCCAGCGGUAGCGAGUCUGAGGAAGAGUUAUCUGAGAUUUCUUCAGACGAGAGUGUAUCCAGCGGCAGCGAGUCUGAGGAAGAGUUAUCUGAGAUUUCUUCAGACGAGAGUGUAUCCAGCGGCAGCGAGUCUGAGGAAGAGGUUUCUGAAAUUCCAUCUGACCACGAGAGUGUAUCCAGCGGCAGCGAGUCUGAGGAAGAGGUUUCCGAGAUUCCAUCUGACCACGAGACCGUUGAGCCUAUAUUCUCUGACCACGAGAGUGUAUCCAGCGGCAGCGAGUCUGAGGAAGAGGUUUCCGAGAUUCCAUCUGACCACGAGACCGUUGAGCCUAUAUUCUCUGACCACGAGAGUGUAUCCAGCGGCAGCGAGUCUGAGGAAGAGGUUUCCGAGAUUCCAUCUGACCACGAGACCGUUGAGCCUAUAGUCUCUGACCACGAGAGUGUAUCCAGCGGCAGCGAGUCUGAGGAAGAGGUUUCUGAAAUUCCAUCUGACCACGAGACCGUUGAGCCUAUAGUCUCUGACCACGAGAGUGUAUCCAGCGGCAGCGAGUCUGAGGAAGAGGUUUCCGAGAUUCCAUCUGACCACGAGACCGUUGAGCCUAUAGUCUCUGAUCACGAGAGUGUAUCCAGCGGCAGCGAGUCUGAGGAAGAGGUUUCCGAGAUUCCAUCUGACCACGAGACCGUUGAGCCUAUAGUCUCUGACCACGAGAGUGUAUCCAGCGGUAGCGAGUCUGAGGAAGAGGUUUCCGAGAUUCCAUCUGACCACGAGACCGUUGAGCCUGAAGGAACUAUGCGUGAUGUGGAUUCACAAACCUCAAAUAUGGAGUCAGACAAGCAUGUGGAUAACGAGUCUAUGUUAAGUCCGACAAUUCGUUUCCCAACAUUAAUUGGCGACUCACAUGGUCAUUCUCCUAUUGUUAACGACUCUCAUGUUUCUGAUGGUGAGGUUGGAACGGAUGGUUUGUUCGAUGUAGGUGUAACCGUCAACCAUUACUACGCGAAUGAUGGUGAAGGAAACGCUUUAUCUAUUCCUGGCAAAUCGGUUACCAUUAACCAUUAUCAUCAUCAGGUGACAGACGGGGAAACCAAACCGGUGGUUGGAGAAAGUGUGGUUAUUAGUUACGAGAAGGAGCUUGACGAUACCAUGUCCAAGCAAUUGAUGGGUGAAAGUGUGUCAUUUGUUCACCACAAUAACGAAAAUGGCGACAUUUACGUUAACCCGGUCUUAUCCGAUUUUAUGAAUGUCUCUUACAGUAACCCCAACGGCAAAGCUGAUCUCUUCGUUAAUCCUAUCAUUGCAGAAAACAUCAAGAUUAAGGAUGCCUUCUCACAAACAGAAGACGUGCUUCGUAAUUGUGCUGUUAUGCGUUUACGCCAAAUUAUCAACUUAUUACCGGAAAACAUCUCAGAACAAUUUAUGUCACAAAAUGUGUUUAACUUCGACCAUUACCUGGCUACUCAACUGGGCAGUUUGCCUGGAGGUAGUUUAUCGGAUGUGAUAAUCAACCAAGUUACUAGACACCUGGUGAAGGAAAUCCUUCAGAACCAUGCGCAACACAUUACGGAUGUUUCGGAUGAGCGCGAACUUGAAACGUAUCUAACAUACAUAAUUAGCACAACAUUGGAACAUUCCACAUUACCAGCAAUGGCUCCCUACUGUAAGGGUCUUGAUAUUUCUUCCAAGCUACGUUAUGAGCAAUUAUAUAGGCUAUUGGCAGGGAAAUCAGGUAACCAAAGGUUUAACCAGAUUCUUUCACGUCUUGCUUCACAGUCCCCCGGGGCCGACACCAAUGAGGACUUUGAGGAGAUGGUGACAAAGUUGAAGGAUAUACCUAACAUUGAGCUGCCCGCAGAAAUUCAAAAGCGAUUGAGGAUGAUGCCACCUGGCAAAUUGCCGACUGAUUUGGCAGAGGACAUUGCCCGUUAUUUGUCAGAAUUGCUUUUGAAUAACGAAACCGAGCAGCAAUUAUCUAAAUUGAGAGGAAAUUACCAUUCAAAUGUUCAAGAUGCCGUUUCAAAUUAUAUUUUGAACAGACUGCAGACACCACAUAUGGUUACCGUGGUUUGAUCUAAGAAUGCAUUUUUAUUUGAUUUUGGUUUAGAUUCUACUGGAAGUAGAAACAUUUAUAAUUGGUUCAAGAUUUUUAACGAAGUAACUAUAUAUACUAAUUUAUUAUCAAUUAACAU